GACUUUAGAACCAAACUCGACCGUCUGUCAUUUUGAUUCUGCAGUUGACUGGUACCCACACGGUGUAUGCUGUAGUACACGAAAACGCCUUGUACAAUUAGAGUAACCAGUCAGAGAGAAAAAUAACGCGGUGAAUUUGGAAUUGACCAAAAAGCAACUUUUUAACCGGCACAAUGGUGGCGCCAAGCAGUACGCGUGAAAUGUUCUUACAAGCUGUGGAGUGUGAUGAUCGAGAUGAAUUUAUUCGUUUUGUUCAACGCCAUAAUGCCAAAGAUGAUGAUUUCACUAUGGAAGAGCUACUGCCAAGCUUUGCUCGCAAACAGCACGAUCGUAUCUGGACUGGUCUCAGUCAGAUGUGUACAUCAUUACUCCUUAAUUCACCAUUUGAAAAUGAUGAGGAGGUGGCAGGGAACAAGGAUGCAACCCCCUUGACCCAUGCAUGUCUCCAAGGUGUUGUCACUGUGGCUACAGCUUGUCUAGCCAUGGAGAAACCUGUAGUGUCUGACCAUAUGCUGGAAACUGCAAUUAUUCUUCACGGAGUGCUAUUGGAUCUUCCAGAUUGUGCUAGUAAACUGCAGCAAGGGAUUGCCAAGCUUUGUGAAAAGUGGUGGACCAAUGAACAUGCAGGGAGGGAAGAGCUAGUUGCCAAUACCCUGAUGUACUACCUAGUAAGGAGCCUACAGCCUUCAGCUACAGUCGCUGAUGUCAAGAGUGUAGAUAGUCUACGUCAAGCACUACUUCAAAUCAAGAUGGACGAUGACAGUAGUACAACAAUCAAAGACUUGCUGGAGCAGUGUGUUACGAGACCAAACUAUCUCAAGCAAGAUAAGGGUCGUCGUUUUUUGAGUUUUCUCUUCAGUUUGAAUCUAGCCUUUACAGAGAGACUUCAUAAGGCCAUCAAGUCUCAACUACCAUCCUCGCCAAGGGCACAGAUUGACUUCUAUGGUGAAGUAUACUUCAAAGCGUGGAGAGUUGCAACAGGUCCUACUUUAGAGAAACUGGAGGUUUAUUGUAUUCAGGACCUAAUGUACCAUGCUGUACAUGCUUCACGUGUAGGUGCACGAUCCUUGGCCUCAACACUGAGACAGCUCUUGAGUUACUUCACCAAGCAGAAGAGGCAGCAAGGAGUAGAUAAGAUGCUCUUAACUCUGUAUGAACCGAUCAUAUGGAGAGCAGUCAAGGUGGCUAAUGCAAGUGUGCGUGCAAAUGCUGCAGCUCUCCUUGUAGACACAUUUCCUCUUCAAGAUCCUGAAUCAAAUAAGGAAGACUCAGAUGCCCUCACACAGAAGCAGUUUGACAUUCUCCAGGAUCUUCUAGAUGACCCAUGCCCUGUUGUCCGAGUGACCGGUAUUCAUGGUAUAUGCCGUAUUGCCAGUGUGUUCUGGGAAGUCAUACCUUCUCCUACUCUAGAGGGAUUCAUGACUAAGCUUGUUAGAGACAUGGCAUUUGAUGUCAGUACAGCAGAUGUCAGAGUUGCCGUUUUUAAGGGUUUGACAUUCUUGCUGGAUAACCACCUCAGUCACCCGCUGAUGAAAGGCCUGCUCCUUGUCUUCAAAGAUUUCAUCCAUGACUCGUCUGAGAAAGUACGCGUUGCCUUUGUUGAUCUGUUGAUCAAGGUGAAAGGACUCAGAACCAUAAAGUACUGGCAUAUAGUUCCUAUGGAGAAUCUCCUUGCCCAGCUCGUUCAAGAUUCUACCCCUGUAGCUCGCCGCUUGGUCUCUCUGCUCUUCAAUUCACUCCAGCCAUCAGCUAAGACUGGAGAGGUACAGAUUGAGCGGUGCAUAGCUCUGAUUCAGACCAACCCAGCUGCAGCCAGGGUGUUUUAUCAGUACGCACCAAGGCACAUGUCAGUCACUACUGCAGGUGAGUUUCUUAUGCUUCUUGGUCAAUGUGUCCUCGGCUGUGUCAGGCGAGCUCAACCCACCAACGGCCGGGCCCGUGCUGAGGCUGAGGAUGGGACUGGAGAGGAGAAAGAGAAUGAAGCUAGUCCUGGAGACGAGGAGGAUGAGGAAGAAACUCUGACAAUUCAAGAUACAGACGUCAUGGAAGGUAUGCUGGAGAUCAUAGCUGUCCUCUGGACUGGGAUUUCUGAUCAGCUAGCUAAGCCUGAAAAUCAGACCACAAAGAAGAAACUUGUGAGUAGAUUCAGCAAAGCUCUGCCAGAGUUCCUGACAGCAUUCCAGGAGGGUAGAGCCCUGUCUGCUGUCCUGGUCAUAGCUGGUUAUGUGCCGUCAUCCUCCAUCCCAACAUUCAGCCGUGGCUGCCUGACAACACUAAAGAACAUGUCCCCCUGUGCCACCUCUAAUGACUAUGCACCCCUACUGGAAUGUCUUGUGUCCUGGGGUCAUGGGUCAAGUGUGCUGGAGCUCAUCUCUGACUGGUUGGUGGCUAUACUUAAGACUAGCCCAAAAGGAAAAAAGAAAUCUAGGAAAGUCAGCUUCAAUGAGCCAGUCCAGCCCAAGCCGACCCUUUCUCUGAUGUACCUUGACUGGCUCUUAUCGCAUUAUCCAACUCUCUCUGCCCUGCUGACAGAAAGCGUUGAUAAAUUGCAAGAUCUCACCUCUAUUCUCAAAAACACUCUGGUUUGUCUAGAGCAGCGUCUGAUGACCCCUGACCUAUUGAAUGACCUCUUGACCGAUGAGGUCAUGGUUAAAUCACUAGAAAUGCAUUGCAGGCUUAGCAUCCAUCUAGCAACACGUACCUCGGGUCAAGAUCAAACCCUUAACCGAGAUGCAGUAAACUUCCUGAGUGAGCUUAUUGCUUGGGCAGAUAGGGAGAUACUCCCCAUGAUACACAGGGUGACAGACCCAGGGGAGGAUGAGUCUGAUGGCCCUGCCGCUAAGAGGACUACGUCAAGUCUAUCAGAGAAGACAUUACUGGAUCUUGGAAAGAAAGUCCUCCAGGUUAUCCUGAGCAUGAGUAGUGAGACCAUCAUGCUAGGGAUCACUGAUAGAGAAUUCCAAUCUGGUGUGGUCGACUUCUGCCAGCUGCUUCUCAGAACAGAUCAUGGUAUGGAGUUCCUACCAAUGACCACGAGGCUUCUAUACCAGAUGGGUCAGCAGGAUCUUAACAGGAGCCUGAUGCCAGACAUAGAUGCCAUGAUGGGGGAUACAAUGCCUUCUCUUCUAGUAGAUGUCAUUAAGACAUUGGCAAGAAGGAACCAGGAGGUCUCAGAGGAAAACAAGAAGGACAUUGAUGAGGCGCUGUCUGAGAUCAAACCAGCAGUGAGGGAAGUCCUUCAUUGCUACCACCAGAAGCAGACAGUCAUCGGAACUGAGAGUCAGGAGAUAAUGGCAUCCAUCCUUACGGCGGUGCUAGAUGAGAUCACUCGUCAUGUACAAGGUGCAGGCCUUGACCGAUGCGAGAAUGUCGCUGAGUUACCAACGCUGUCUUCCUUCCUUCUUGGAUUGAUCGCAAGAACUAAAUCCAUGCUCGGUUCAUUUGUGUUACAAAUGGAACAGUCUACAUCAUCUGGCUCUGUUAAGUCAACAGAGGGCCUCCUAGCUACUCUACAUGUGCUACAUGCCAUCAGUAAAGGGCCGAAGAAGGUGGAAGGAAUUAAGACAUGUUUGUCAGCCGUGAGUACAAGGUUGGCAGAGCUAGAAAGGAUUAACCAAGAAGGAUCUGAAGAUGCAGAGCUAGACACUGUAUCCGAUACUACACUGUUGCAGGAAGCCGCUGUGAUGGCCCAAGAUCUGACAAAAGCCAUUGGAGGAGUGGCAUAGUGUUCCUGUAUACCUCUCCUGCUAAACUUCCACUUCUCAAUGAUUUCAAAAUGUCUAAAUCUGGGACCUAAUGGUACAACUUAAUGAUGCAAUUUUUUUCGUAACAAACAUAGCUAUUUGAAAAUGUAUACCGAUUAUUAUUGUAAUUAUGAUUAUUGCUUAGUUACUUUUUUUAACAGAAAAUAUUUUUGCUCCGAACAAAAUAACUUGAUAUACAUUUAGAAUUUAGAUGAUUUCAUCUUUAUUUUAAAAUAAAAUGAAGUUCCCGAAAUAAAGACAAAGGUACAAAUCUUAAAGACAGUAGACACUAUUGGUAAUUGUCAAAGACCAGUCUUCUCACUUGGUGUAUCUAAACAUAUG
Asterias rubens (European starfish) is the source of this 4085-nucleotide messenger RNA. Its product is annotated as condensin-2 complex subunit G2-like. Gene Ontology annotation, cellular component: nucleus; condensin complex. Lineage: Eukaryota; Metazoa; Echinodermata; Asteroidea; Forcipulatida; Asteriidae. The coding region runs from base 174 to 3725 and encodes 1183 amino acids. The record is from RefSeq and is a predicted model, not a curated record. The transcript is spliced from 27 exons. Gene Ontology annotation, biological process: mitotic sister chromatid segregation.